AUGGCAGCUGGAGAACCUGGAGGCUGGCCAACCUUUGAGAAGAACCCCCUUGAACUCACUGUUGACGAUGUCUAUGAAAUCUCCUACGAUGUUGGUUGCCAGUUCAGGGAAGUGAACGCCUCGAAUAGUUCAAGGGCGGUUUCUGAGUUGAGUUUCAAGAUACUGAGAGUUUUAGAAAUGUUAGAAGCUCUCGUCAGUAAAGGACCGGUGACUCGAGAGGAACUGAAAUUGGAGCGGGACCACCUGAAGGUCGAAGCAGAGAGACUCGUCAGAGCAAUACAGGACAGAGAGACAGACACUGAGCACGAGACCGGUGGAGUGGCCAAGAGCAUCACAAGUGUAGAGGAUCCGAAUAGCCCACGGUUCACCUUCCAAGAACUGCGCGACGUGCUGGAGGAUCGCAACAACCUUAAAGCUCGGCUUCUGACUACCCAAGCGGCCAUCCAGGGUUAUAAAAGUGGAAUCCCCAUUCAGGAAGAUCAGCACGAGGCGGAAACUGAAGACAGACCACGUCCGUGAGCUGGAAGCAGCUAAGCUACAUCCACAGAGUCAUACAGGACAGAAACAGGCCCUUUGGCCCAUCGUCUGUGCUCUAGCCACCGAGCAUACAUUUACACUAAUGCCAUUGUCCGACACACCAC
Molecule: messenger RNA, 641 nt
Organism: Mobula hypostoma (lesser devil ray)
Lineage: Eukaryota; Metazoa; Chordata; Chondrichthyes; Myliobatiformes; Myliobatidae
Gene: rilpl2
Product: Rab interacting lysosomal protein-like 2
Exons: 3
Coding region: 1-519 (172 amino acids)
Molecular function (GO): protein dimerization activity
Source: RefSeq, a predicted model, not a curated record